Molecule: messenger RNA, 1015 nt
Organism: Laccaria bicolor S238N-H82
Lineage: Eukaryota; Fungi; Basidiomycota; Agaricomycetes; Agaricales; Hydnangiaceae
Exons: 2
Coding region: 1-762 (253 amino acids)
Molecular function (GO): peroxidase activity
Source: RefSeq, a predicted model, not a curated record
AUGUCGUCCUCUGCCCUCCCAGAAUCCCAUCCAGCGGUGCACGAACACAAGGGCAAGACCUGCCCCGUUACAGGACAAACACACGAUUUCUGUGCCGCCCAACCAGAAGAUAGCCGCUCCCCUUGUCCGGCGCUCAACACCAUGGCCAAUCAUGGUUACAUUUCCCGUAACGGCAAAAACAUCAGCGCCUCGGAAAUCGUCACCGGGUUGAAAGCAUGCUACGGGCUCUCAACGCCCUUAGCGCUCUUCCUUUCCCAUGUUGGAUUUCUCGUCCUGCGGAAGACUUUCCGCCGAGUUUCGUUAUUUGAAAUCGGGAAACACGGCCAAGUCGAGCACAACGCGAGUCUGGUGCAUCACGAUACUCCCGCCGGUGAAGUGUACGCCCCGAUAGAGAUCGACGCAGGAUUAGUGGACAAGUUAAUCGAUGACGUCGAAGGGGGCGAGAAGAUGAACGCAGUAGAUGUUGCGAGAGCACGGAUACGAAGGGAGAAGCAAAGCCCAGUGUUGGACGGGGUGCAUGCUGAGAUUGCGAGGGGGGAGAUGGCAAUUAUACUAGGAGUGUGGGAGGAGGGGGCGGGGACGGAUAAACUAGGGAUUCCGGCUGCUUGGAUGCGAAGGUGGAUCCAAGAAGAGAAGUUGCCCGACGGGUGGAGGCCUACGCGGACGCAGGGGUUGUUGGACACGGUGAAGAGGUCCAAGGCAAUCCGCACGGCGAUGGAGGACUUCAGGAAGGCCGAGGCCGAAGCGGCUAAAGAGAAUUAAAAGGUGGAAAGUUGAAGCUCUAAUUCCUCGUUUUGACUGUCCAUGGCCUCGUGGCUCAUCUUGAGCGAUUCUCUCGCUUCUUUCUUUCAGGCUGCUUUCGCUGUGGACAGCAUUUACCUAUACCCUCACUUCUUUUCUGAGGUUACUUCUAGGAAAUUUUAGGACGUUUACGAUGAAGUGUCCGUAUUUACUUACAACGUACAUGUACGUACAUUCUAUGCAAAUCUACCAUACUACGUUUUCUUACCAUUGA